This is a messenger RNA of Aricia agestis (brown argus), 681 nucleotides long. RefSeq lists its product as uncharacterized. Bases 1 to 681 code for a protein of 226 amino acids. Lineage: Eukaryota; Metazoa; Arthropoda; Insecta; Lepidoptera; Lycaenidae. The transcript has a single exon. The record is from RefSeq and is a predicted model, not a curated record.
AUGGCCGAGGAAGCAUCGAAAAUCAGAAGCGAAGAAGAAACUCCGGCAGCCGGACCAUCGAGAAAUACUGAAGAAAAUCAACCUUGUCACGAACUCUCCGCCGUAUCCGUACAGUCAAGACUCCUACCAUUUUGGCGCGAAAUUCCACGAGCAUGGUUUAUACAAUUCGAAGCCGUCGUCGAACCUCUCAAGACAUCGGACGACAUGAAGUUCCGCUACGUUCUUCAACAGCUGCAAAACACAGAUCUCCAGCAUCUCACUGACAUCCUCUACAACCCGCCUAAGAAAGACAAAUACGCAACGAUCAAGAACCGCCUGCUCACCGUCUACGAGAAAUCAGAAGUCCAAAAUUUCCAGAAGCUCAUCAGCGGCCUAGAACUCGGCGACCAGAAGCCUACACAGCUGCUCCGAAGGAUGCGAGAAUUAGCAGGCGGCAUGAUCACUGAAGAUGGUCUAAAAAUAGAAUGGCUCAAUCAUUUGCCGCCUUACAUACGUUGCGUGCUCUCCGUAAACAAUGAAUCAUCACUAGACACACUCGCAGCGAUGGCCGAUAAAAUGAUGGAGUAUUCCGGCGACAACAACACUAUUGCAGCAGUCUCGUCGUCGUCUGCACCGUCAACCAGCAGAGAAAAUAGCGUCAUAGAAAUGAUGUCCAAGAAAAUCGAAGAGCUUACAGUUUAA